Halichondria panicea is the source of this 991-nucleotide messenger RNA. Its product is annotated as protein AKTIP homolog. The coding region runs from base 34 to 663 and encodes 209 amino acids. The record is from RefSeq and is a predicted model, not a curated record. NCBI's taxonomy places the organism in Eukaryota, Metazoa, Porifera, Demospongiae, Suberitida, Halichondriidae. The transcript has 6 exons.
UAGGCGUGGUCUCCAGUCUAAAAUAAUCUACAAAUGGCACUGAGUGAGAGUCUUAGCGGAUCCUCUGGGAGGAAGUCUCCACUCAAUCUGAGGGAAGAUUUAUCCAAGAUUUAUGACAGCUUCUUCCUGGAGUCAACUCUCAUGGCUGAAUACUGUCAGCUCCUCAAGCAUCCUGUUCCUGGUGUUUACAUUCUGCCAUCCAGUGUAUCCUCACUGAUCUGGUAUGGGAUUAUCUGUCUGAGAGUUGGGAUCUACAAGGGAGGCAUUUUCAAGUUCAGAGUGUCAAUACCAGCCAACUAUCCUGAUGGUGGAUGUCCGGAGUUUGACUUCCAGGCAGGAGUGUACCACCCCCAGGUGGACCUCGGCACUGGGCAGCUGGACACUAAGAAAGAGUUCCAACGAUGGAGAAGAGACGUCAACCACAUUCAUCAUCUUCUCAAGUAUGCCAAGAGUAUUUUCAACAAUGUGGAUGUACACGACCCUUGCAAUGGAGAAGCGGCUAAGUUGUUCAGAACUGAUUUGGAGAGGUACAAACAGAAGGUUGCUGAGAGCAUUGAGCAAUGUAGAGAGGACACUCUCAGCCCGGACUCGUCAGACCCACACAGUAUCAAGUGUGGUAUAUCUGAAAUAUACCACGUGACCGCAGCACUAUCAAAUGGCUAGUUAAGAAACAAGUCGUCACCUACAGAUGCUUAGGAGCUUCCUAGGUCCGAGCGUUGGGCAUUCGACGAAAUAUAUCUUAGCCAUCUUGUUGGAGAGCAGCUUCUGUGUAUUCUGCCGGCGCUUUUGGAUUCUUAGUACCUUCAAGCAUGGCUCUUUUCUGUUUGCUUACACUUUCUUGAACAAAUGAAAAAACUCGAAAAAUACCUUGAAAACUGUGCAUGCCUGGGGCUGUGUUAUUUUUGUAUUGAUUGUAGAGCGUACGUUGCGUGGCCAAUGAGAUCAAUUAGUGUUAGUGGUGACGUAAGUGUGGUAUAAUUAAGGAUAUUUU